Laetiporus sulphureus 93-53 is the source of this 1540-nucleotide messenger RNA. RefSeq names its product amidohydrolase. Gene Ontology annotation, molecular function: dipeptidase activity. The transcript is spliced from 12 exons. The record is from RefSeq and is a predicted model, not a curated record. Bases 31 to 1536 code for a protein of 501 amino acids. NCBI's taxonomy places the organism in Eukaryota, Fungi, Basidiomycota, Agaricomycetes, Polyporales, Laetiporaceae.
AAAGGACCUACCUGAGCGCUGCUGCUGGAAAUGAUGUCGGGCUCAGACGUUCAAGCCGGGUGUUUCCCAGUCGCUCGCCUUCGGCCAUUUUGGCGGAGGCGUUCAUCAGCCCAGUCCCAGUCGCGCGUCCAGGAGGCUCCCCGCAUCGCCGAGAUACCCACGGCGCCGACUGUUGAUGCCGCCGAGGUGGUUCGUGAUGGAGAGCUGCCACCUUACGCUCAUUUUGCCAAUGCUGGCCUCUACUACGAGCCCGGCGCCCACAAGACGGAUGUACACUCGGAGAAGCCUCCCGCAUAUGCUGCUCAUGCAUUGGGAGACCUCUUCCGUGCGGACGUCAUGAAGACUAUCGAGGACAAGAUCGACGAGCUCGACCCCGAGCUGCGCGAGCUUAGCCUCGACAUCCUGCAUCACCCGGAGCUUGGGUGGGAGGAGAGACGCACCCAUGACAAACUCACGAAGUUCAUGUCCACGCAUGGCUUCGACGUCAUUCCGCACUAUCUCGGCCUCGAGACUGCCUGGAGUGCGGUGUACACGUACAAGUCCACUUCCGCAAAGGCUUUGAAGGAGAAACCGCGCGUGAUCGGCGUGAACUCGGAGAUGGACGCGCUCCCAGGUAUUGGACACGCAUGCGGCCACAACCUGAUUGCCAUUGCUGGCGUCGGCGUCGCGCUGGCGAUUAAGGCUGCUCUUGAGAAGCACGAUGUGUCGGGAAAGGUUAUCUUGCUUGGUACUCCGGCUGAGGAGGGUGGAGGAGGCAAGAUCUCUCUCCUCAAGCGUGGCGCAUACAAGGAGAUGGAUGCGUGCAUUAUGUGCCAUCCUUCAGCUACUCCCGUCGAUCAUGCCUACCUCGGCCCAUCACUGGCAUCCCAGCCGAUCGAUGUCGAAUUCUUCGGUCAUGGAGCUCACGCUGCGUGGGCACCAUGGGAGGCGCAGAAUGCACUCGACGCCGCCUUCCUCGCAUACUCGAGUAUCUCCGUGCUGAGGCAACAAAUAAAGCCUACUCAUCGCGUGCAUGGAAUCGUGAGUGGAAAGGACUGGGCUCCUAACAUCAUUCCGGACUACUCCAAGAUGCGCUGGAUUGUACGCGCACCGACAUGGAGCGAGGUCGAAAUCCUUCGAGACCGUGUAAAAGCCUGCUUCGAGGCUGCUGCACAUGCCACAGGUUGCAAGUUGACUAUCACUGAAGGUGUCGGAUAUAAGGAUCUCAGACAAAAUAACAUCCUUGGGCACCAAUAUGCCAACGUUGUGGCACGCUAUGGCGUAACAACCGUGUUUGAAGAGGGCAUGGCUGCAUCGACCGAUUUUGGCGAUGUCACGUACGCUCUCCCUGCUUUGCACCCCGGAUAUUCCAUUCCGACGGUGCCUAACGGUGCGAAUCACACGCCGCAGUUCACGGAGGCCGCGGGCAAGGCAGAGGCGCACAAAUCCACGCUGAUCACCAUCAAGGGCUUGGCGAUGGCGGGCUUCAGGUUGCUCGAUGAUAGUGCGUUUGCUGGCGAGGUCAGAAAGGCUUGGGAGGAGCAGAUGAAAGAAUGAGGGA